ACAGUUUUUAACAAAUGAUUUUUCAUUCGGAAUUGUGCGUUUCCAGUGUGAAGACCGAUUUCUGUUUUCCGUUGAAUUCGUGCAAAAAAAAUAAAGUAAACAAAAAGAUACAAAACAAGUUUUUUUUCUGUUCAAAUUCCUAUAUACAUUUUUUGGAUUUCCUUGGAUUUCUUUAAGUGGAAGUGGAAAUAUUUGGUAGAAAAACAAAAAAAAAAAAUAAAUAAAUAAAAUUAAUAAAGAUCGCAGUUUAGGAAGGAAGUCCAGUUAAUCCCCCCAGCUACAAGAUGAGUCCACCGGCCAUGCUAAGCAAAGAUACGCCCGACAUUGAGGAUCUGCUGGCGCUGAAUCCGCGCGUGAAGACGCAAUGCAGCGUGGUGCCCACGAAGCAGACGAAGGAGAACAAGAAGCAUUGGAAGCGCAAUGCAGAUCACAUGGCGGUGCCAUGCACAACAUUGGCCAACAACUUUGAGGACAUUAAGCACACGACGCUGUCGGAGCGUGGAGCACUCGAGGAGGCAGCCAGGUGCUUGAAAUGUGCCGAUGCACCAUGCCAGAAGUCCUGUCCCACCCAACUGGACAUCAAGAGCUUCAUCACGAGCAUUGCCAAUAAGAAUUACUAUGGCGCCGCCAAGGCAAUCUUCUCCGAUAAUCCACUUGGCUUGACCUGCGGCAUGGUUUGUCCCACGAGCGAUCUCUGUGUCGGCGGUUGCAACUUGCAGGCCUCUGAGGCAGGUCCGAUUAACAUUGGUGGACUGCAGCAAUUUGCCACCGAGAUGUUUAAGCAGAUGGGCGUCCGUCAGCGUCGAUCGCCGCAUCAGAAACCUUUGGCGCAGCCGAACAAGAAGAUUGCUCUGCUGGGCGGAGGACCUGCCUCCCUGUCGUGCGCCACAUUCCUGGCCAGAUUGGGAUACGAUAAUGUGACCAUCUAUGAGAGACGCAGCUAUUUAGGCGGACUCAGCGCAUCGGAGAUUCCCCAGUAUCGACUGCCCAUCGAUGUGGUUAACUUUGAGAUUGAUCUGGUCAAGGAUCUGGGCGUCAAGUUCCAACUGAAUCGUGCCCUCAGCACCAAGGAUUUGACCGUUAAUGGUCUGCUUGCUUCUGGACACGAUGCCGUCUAUGUGGGCAUUGGACUGCCUGAACCAAAAUUGGAUCCCAUUUUCAAGGGCCUCAACAUCGAGUCUGGCUUUUAUACAUCCAAGAACUUUUUGCCCUUGGUCUCCGAUGGCUCCAAGCCAGGAUUAUGUGCCUGCAAGUCGGCACAGACGCUGCCCAAGCUCUAUGGCAAUGUGAUUGUGCUGGGAGCCGGCGACACAGCCUUUGAUUGUGCCACCUCAGCGUUGCGUUGUGGUGCACGUCGGGUGUUUGUUGUUUUCCGCAAGGGAUCGACUGGAAUACGUGCUGUGCCCGAGGAGGUGGAGUUGGCGCGUGAGGAACGCUGCGAGCUGAUGCCAUACUUGAGUCCACGCAAGGUGAUUGUCAAGGAUGGCCAGAUUACAGCCAUGGAGUUCUGUCGCACCGAGCAGAAUGAGCAGGAUGAAUGGGUCGAGGAUGAGGAGCAGAUGGUUCGCUUGAAGGCAAACUUUGUCAUCUCGGCUUUCGGUUCGGGAUUGCAGGAUGCGGAUGUGCGCGACGCGUUGUCCCCAUUGGAGUUCCGUUCCGGAUUGCCUGUCGUCGAUCGCCAGACAAUGCAGAGCAGCGUGCCACAGGUGUUCCUUGGCGGCGAUCUCGCUGGCGUGGCCAACACAACCGUGGAGUCGGUCAACGAUGGCAAGGUGGCUGCAUGGAGCAUCCACUGUCAGCUGCAGGGUCUGCCCCUGGACACGCCAGCUGCUUUGCCCCUAUUUUACACGGACAUUGAUAACGUGGACAUUUCCGUGGAGAUGUGCGGCUUGAAAUUCGAGAAUCCCUUUGGCCUGGCCUCGGCACCGCCAACCACAAGUGCCGCCAUGAUUCGACGUGCCUUCGAGCAGGGCUGGGGAUUUGUAGUAACAAAAACCUUUGGCCUCGACAAGGAUAUGGUCACAAAUGUUUCGCCCCGCAUUGUGCGCGGCACAACCUCCGGCUACAAGUAUGGACCACAGCAAGGAUGCUUCCUCAACAUUGAGCUAAUCUCCGAGAAGCGUGCCGAGUAUUGGCUGCGCUCCAUUGGCGAACUGAAGCGCGAUUUUCCCGAGAAGAUCAUCAUUGCCAGCAUCAUGUGCAGCUACAACGAGGCUGACUGGACGGAGCUCGCGACCCUGGCGGAGCAAUCUGGUGCAGAUGCCCUCGAACUGAAUCUGUCGUGUCCCCAUGGCAUGGGUGAGAGCGGCAUGGGCUUGGCCUGUGGCCAGAAGCCCGAACUGGUCGAGGACAUCUCCCGCUGGGUGCGCAAGGCCGUCAAAGUGCCCUUCUUCAUCAAGCUGACGCCCAACAUAACAGACAUCGUUUCCAUUGCUGAGGCGGCACAACGUGGUGGUGCCGAUGGUGGUUCCGCCAUAAAUACCGUUCAGGGAUUGAUGAGCCUGAAGGCAGACGCGACAGCUUGGCCAGCAAUUGGCAAGGAACAGCGUACCACCUAUGGUGGCGUCUCUGGCAAUGCCACACGUCCCAUGGCAUUGCGUGCCGUUUCGGAAAUAGCUAAAAAGUUGCCUGGAUUUGCCAUCUUGGGCAUUGGUGGCAUUGAUUCCGGCGAGGUAUCGCUGCAGUUCCUGCAGGCAGGUGCCACAGUACUCCAGAUCUGCUCCUCCGUACAGAAUCAAGAUUUUACGCUAAUUGAGGACUAUUGCACCAGUCUGAAGGCGUUGCUCUUCCUCAAGGCCAAUCCGCCGCCAGUGAACGGCGCUUUCUGGGAUGGACAAUCGCCGCCAACGCCUGUGCAUCAAAAGGGCAAACCCGUGGUACAUUUAACCGGCACGGGCAACCAGUCGUUGGGCUUCUUUGGUCCAUAUCAACAGCAGCGUGACAUCAAAUUGUCCGAUUUGCGUAAGAAACAGGGCGCCUUCUGGGAUGCCGAGCAGGCAACUCUGGAUUCCAAAAGCACCAGAUGCGAUGCGGCCACAAAGACCGCGCCCAAAGUAGCCGAUGUCAUUGGAGCUGCACUGCCACGCAUUGGCGCCUACAAGAGUCUGGACAACACGCAACAAAAGGUGGCACUUAUCAACGAUGACAUGUGCAUCAACUGUGGCAAGUGCUACAUGACGUGCGCCGAUUCCGGUUACCAGGCCAUUGAAUUCGACAAGGACACGCAUUUGCCCCACGUUAAUGAUGACUGCACUGGCUGCACGCUUUGUGUCUCCGUCUGUCCCAUUAUUGAUUGCAUUCGCAUGGAGCCCAAGAAAAUACCGCAUGUUAUCAAGCGCGGCUUGGAAGACAAGACAUUCUACACACAUGCACUUAGCCCGAGUCAAUAGGCAAUACAUUCAUAUAUAUACAUAAACGUUAUGUUUUUGUAAAAAUACAGCUAAUUGAUGUUAUUAAUAAAUAAUUAAACGCAUUUAAACAAAA
Molecule: messenger RNA, 3483 nt
Organism: Drosophila innubila
Lineage: Eukaryota; Metazoa; Arthropoda; Insecta; Diptera; Drosophilidae
Gene: su(r)
Product: dihydropyrimidine dehydrogenase [NADP(+)]
Exons: 6
Coding region: 285-3389 (1034 amino acids)
Biological process (GO): uracil catabolic process; thymine catabolic process
Cellular component (GO): cytosol; cytoplasm
Molecular function (GO): uracil binding; dihydropyrimidine dehydrogenase (NADP+) activity; iron-sulfur cluster binding
Source: RefSeq, a predicted model, not a curated record